Molecule: messenger RNA, 1817 nt
Organism: Humulus lupulus (European hop)
Lineage: Eukaryota; Viridiplantae; Streptophyta; Magnoliopsida; Rosales; Cannabaceae
Product: probable protein arginine N-methyltransferase 6
Exons: 13
Coding region: 42-1343 (433 amino acids)
Biological process (GO): peptidyl-arginine methylation
Molecular function (GO): protein-arginine N-methyltransferase activity
Source: RefSeq, a predicted model, not a curated record
GCUUUCCCCCGAUAGGUUGGCUGAGUCAGUGAGUGAGUCAAAUGAUGUAUUCGAACCCGACUCACAGUAACGGCUACCACCAACAGCCGCAACACGACCACCAGCCGACCGAGCGCCGUCCCGAGAUGAGUCACGGUCAACGAGUUCGCCGAGGACGCCGUGGCGGGUCUAGGUCACGUGACUCCAGAGAUGGCCAUGACGGUGGUGCUAGCCUUAGGGUUUCCGACCAGAAAAACCUUCAACAGCAACAACAGCAGCAGCAGCAAAGGCGGCCUUGUACCGAGUUCGACAUGGCCUAUUUCCAUUCCUAUGCUCACGUUGGCAUCCACGAAGAGAUGAUCAAGGAUCAAGUGCGGACUGAAACUUAUAGACAAGCUAUCAUGCAGCACCAGAGUUCCAUAGAAGGAAAAGUUGUGGUUGAUGUUGGCUGUGGCACAGGCAUUCUUUCAAUAUUUUGUGCUCAAGCUGGUGCAAAACGAGUGUAUGCAGUUGAUGCAAGUGAGAUUGCACUGCAGGCAAAUGAAGUUGUCAAAGCAAACAAUUUAUCUGAUACGGUUAUUGUAUUGCAUGGAAGAGUAGAGGAUGUUGAAAUUGACGAGGAAGUUGAUGUUAUAAUAUCAGAGUGGAUGGGUUACAUGCUCUUGUAUGAGAGCAUGUUGGGAAGUGUCAUUAUUGCUAGAGAUCGAUGGCUUAAACCUGGAGGUCUUAUACUUCCUUCACAUGCAACGUUGUAUAUAGCCCCAGUGACACACCCUGAUAGAUACAGUGAAAGCAUUGAUUUCUGGCGCAAUGUUUAUGGAAUUGAUAUGUCAGCCAUGAUGCCAUUGGCUAAACAAUGUGCAUUUGAAGAACCAUGUGUGGAGACUAUAGUGGGUGAGAACAUCUUGACAUGGCCACAUGUGGUAAAGCAUGUUGAUUGCUAUACAGUAACAAUUGGUGAGCUGGAAUCGGUUUAUACAAGAUAUAACUUCAAAUCAAUGAUGCGAGCUCCAUUACAUGGGUUUGCAUUUUGGUUUGAUGUUGAAUUCGCCGGACCUGCAAUAUCUCCUACCAAUAGUCAUGCGCUACCUUCACUUACUGAGGCACCAGUUGAUGGUAAUCAGAGGAAGAAACGGGCAAACCCAAAUGAAGCACUAGUGUUAUCCACCGCACCUGAGGACCCACCGACACAUUGGCAACAGACAUUAAUCUAUUUCUAUGAGCCAAUAGACGUGGAGCAAGAUCAAGUGAUUGAAGGUUCUGUAACAUUAUCACAAAGCAAAGAAAACGCUCGGUUUAUGAACAUCCACCUUGAAUAUGCUUCAGGAGGUCGCUCCUUUGUGAAAGAGUCUGUCAUGCGGUGACUGUGCUUGUUGCAUUUUAAGGAUUGGUUACUCAUUCCUCUUGUUCUACCUGCCCCUCUCUUGCUGCCCCGAAAAGUUAGGCUUUUGACAGAGUUCAAAAACUUCAUUACCAGGGAUAAUUUGCGGGUUCACUCAUUUCACUAGUUUAACCAUGUAAAGAAGCCUUACAAAGACGAGAACCACGACUGAUUUUAAGAAAGUUUUGACAUUAACCCUGUUUGUUUGUGCUUUACAAAUGCUGAUUUAAGAGUGGUCUUGAUGUUGUUUCUUCAAAAGGUUCGUCAAAUGGGUCCAACUUUUGUAGCUGUUGAAUCUGUUUCUCCGUUGCAUAUCAUUAGAAUCUAGAACCGUGCCAGUUUUUAGACAUCUCCAGUUGAGCCCAUUUGACUUUGUAACAGAGUCAUGCUAACAUCCAUGUCAUUUAACUCAUUGUAUUUGUACCCUUAUUAAUCAUUGAUCAUCUUCAUUUAAGCA